Messenger RNA from Lytechinus pictus (painted urchin), 1017 nucleotides. RefSeq names its product fibropellin-3-like. The record is from RefSeq and is a predicted model, not a curated record. NCBI's taxonomy places the organism in Eukaryota, Metazoa, Echinodermata, Echinoidea, Temnopleuroida, Toxopneustidae. Gene Ontology annotation, molecular function: calcium ion binding. Bases 79 to 1017 code for a protein of 312 amino acids. The transcript is spliced from 10 exons.
UUCGGUAGAGUGGGGUCGUGCUUGAAUAUCCAAACAUAACUAUCCAAAUGUUAGCGGAGAUUUCACUUGUAUAUAAAAAUGCAUUAUUUAGGGGUGACGGCCUUCUCUGUGUUCGUCAUACUGAACCACGAGUUUUACGGUGUAUUCGGUGGCCAAAUAUGUAAAAAAAUACCAGACAUCGCCUGCCCUCAAAGCAUUUCCGCACACACCGGGACCUUGGUGCAGCUUGUUCCCAAGUAUCUAACUCGUGAUCAGCCUGAAGAUGAAGUCAGAACAGUACCGGCGAUGAGAGAUAAAGUCAACCUAUACUGCGCACAUCCAGCUUGUUACUCAAACCCGUGCCUUAACGAAGGAACGUGUAUGGAGGAACUAUUUGGAUAUAGCUGCUCUUGUGUCCGAGGAUACGGUGGGACACAUUGCGAAGAAAAUAUCGCUUGUAACUCAAACCCGUGCCUUAACGGAGGAACGUGUACGGAGGAACUAGUUGGAUAUAGCUGCUCGUGUGUCCAAGGAUACGGUGGGACACAAUGCGAAGAAAAUUUAACUUGUAACUCAAACCCGUGCCUUAACGGAGGAACGUGUACGGAGGAACUAGUUGGAUAUAGCUGCUCGUGUGUCCAAGGAUACGGUGGGACACAUUGCGAAGAAAAUUUAACUUGUAACUCAAACCCGUGCCUUAACGGAGGAACGUGUACGGAGGAACUAGUUGGAUAUAGCUGCUCGUGUGUCCAAGGAUACGGUGGGACACAUUGCGAAGAAAAUUUAACUUGUAACUCAAACCCGUGCCUUAACGGAGGAACGUGUACAGAGGAACUAGUUGGAUAUAACUGCUCGUGUGUCCAAGGAUACGGUGGGACACAUUGCGAAAAAAAUUUAACUUGUAACUCAAACCCGUGCCUUAACGGAGGAACGUGUACGGAGGAACUAGUUGGAUAUAACUGCUCGUGUGUCCAAGGAUACGGUGGGACACAUUGCGAAAAAAAUCUAAGUCACAUGACCAAGGUCACAGGUCAAUGA